Messenger RNA from Entamoeba invadens IP1, 3204 nucleotides. RefSeq names its product protein serine/threonine kinase, putative. Gene Ontology annotation, molecular function: protein kinase activity; ATP binding. The coding region runs from base 1 to 3204 and encodes 1067 amino acids. Gene Ontology annotation, biological process: protein phosphorylation. The transcript has 2 exons. NCBI's taxonomy places the organism in Eukaryota, Evosea, Mastigamoebida, Endamoebidae. The record is from RefSeq and is a predicted model, not a curated record.
AUGGUGCCAACCAAUCCACCUUCAACAACUUGUAUUUUAUGUCAGGCAUUUGAUGUUAAUUGUGAGAGUUGUGUGACUGGUGAGCGGAAGUGCGCGAAGUGUUCAACACCAAACAUGUAUCCAGACGACAUUUCACACAUUUGUGUAUCAUGUUCAACAACAUGUGGAGGGAGUUGUGAUGCUACAAAUGGGAUAUGCACAACAUGUCAAGAUAACUACGUCUUCCAAUCAACCAGAUCACGUGUCUGUGAAUCAUGUUCAAUAUUUGAUGCACACUGCGCUAAAUGCUCGUCUGCAUUUGACAGAAAAUGUGUGAUGUGUAACACGGGAUAUUACCCAGAUGAAAUCGGUUGCCUGGCGUGCAAAGAUCCACAGUAUGUAGCUUUAAGUGGGUUUUGUUCAAAUUGUGAAAUUGGCACUUACAAAAAGACUGAGACGGCAUGUGAAAGUUGUUAUUUUGCAACUGAGAACUGCAAUGUGUGUUCCACCCUUACUGUUGCUGUUUCCAAUUGUACUUCUUGUAUGAUCAACUAUGUAUUGAAUGGCGGGAAGUGUCAGUUGUGUCCAAGUGGGAAGUAUUACAAUCUAAAUUCAAAGAGCUGCCUAAGUAAUGAUGUGAACUGCCAAAUUCAAGUCGACAAGUCAAAAUGUCUUCUACGUAACAGCAACUACUUUUUGGCGAAUGGAAUUUGCCAACAAACAACACGAUGUCACAGUCCGUCUAACAUCACAAUGUUUUCAUGUGACUGUUAUGAUCAGAUCUCAGUCAACUCCGAUUGUCAAGACAAAAUGGUAAAUUGCAAAUAUCAGAAAGUUAAAAAGAAUAAUUUUAUUUGUAUUAAUUGCAACGACAAUUUCACUUUGAAUGGAAAUGAAUGUCAAAUUUCACAACAAAAUAUGGAAAUUAGAAAUGGUAUUAUUUACAAAUGUGGAGUUGGUGAUUAUCUCGACAUAUCUAACGAAUGUGUCAAUUGUGGUGUUUCUGUUUCGGUUUGCCAAUUAUCAAGAACUAAAGUUAUGCCAUUAAAGUGUUAUACUGAUUAUGUGUUUGACACAACUUCAAACCAAUGUGUUACAGAUGAAAAUUGCCAAACAGCAAAAUAUGGAUUUUGCACCAAAUGUGCUUCUGAUUUUAAUUACGCAUCACAAGGAAGGUGCUUACAAUGUCAAACAAACAAUUGUGGUCUUUGUGACAGUAAUAGUUGUCUAAAGUGUUUGGAUGGCUUUGUAAGAUACACCGACACUUGGUGUAUAUCAAAGAGUGAAAUAUCAACAUGCAAAACAUUUAGCUCAAGUGGGUGUGUUGUUUGCAAUGAGGGGUAUUACCAGACAGACUCAAAGAAUGUAGAGAACAAGUAUGACUACUGUAUCCCAAUAGAAUCCACAACAGUAACAAAUUGCAAGAGAUAUAAUGCAAAGAACAAUAAAUGUGUUGAGUGUCUUGAUGCCUUCAAAAUGAAAAGUGGGAUUUGUGCUGAAUCAUUUGAUGAAGACGACAAACUUAAAACAAGUAGUAAAACUGCAACAGAAACAACUUGUUUAAUUCGAAAUAACAAAGGAUGCCAACACUGCGCUGAUGGUUAUUACAACAUCAACAACGAAUGCCUUCAAUGUGAAAAUGACUGUCUAUUUUGUUACAACACAACUUAUUGCACAACAUGUAGAUCGGGAUUUUAUUUGAGUGCUGACAUGUCAUGCAAGUCACUUGGUGCGUUACAAGAGAGUUGUGACAUUGCCCUACCCGGUGGAGGUGGAUGUGCAAUCUGUAACAGCGGGUAUUAUCGAGAGGGUAUCAGCUGUACACCAUGUGAUGAGUCGUGUGCACUUUGUGUGAACAGUAAUGAAUGUCUUGCUUGCAAAGACGGCUAUUUCAACAUCCCAAGUGAAUGCAAAUUGUGUCAACCAAAUACAACACUUUCAAAUUGUGAAUUUUCAUCGUCCUCUGGCUGUGAGAGGUGUAUGUCUGGUCAUUACUUAUCGAAUUACAAGUGUUAUGAAUGUUCUUCAAAUUGUAUAUCAUGUGAUACUGAAAGUGUGUGCACCAAAUGUGAUGAGAAAGAAUAUGUUCUUGUUAAUUUUAAAUGUAUACAUUUUACAAAAGUAGAACAUUGUGUUUCAGCGCAAAAAUCAAAGUGUGUUAAAUGUGAAGGUCGACGAGAACCGACAUAUUCUGGUGACAGUUGCACAGAUUCUGUUAAUUAUGGUGUUGUCAUAGGUAUUCCAAUCACAGUUGUAGUACUAUUGAUAUUAACAAUAACUUUAUUAAUAGUUAUUCUAUUUUAUAUACUUCAGCGAUAUAGUCACAAACAACAAAUGCAGAAUGUCUGUGUUUUCGAUAUAAAAAGUUCUAAUUUGACGAUGGAGAAAAUGAAUGACGUUUUGUGUUCUAACAAAAAUGUUUUACGCUUUGAUAUUGAUAGUGAUGAAGUUAUUAAAGUAGACACCGAGACUCGUGACUUGAUAUGUAUUGGAAACACUUCAAAACACAGUUUGAAGGUUCAAUUUAGUGUAAUUGAAGGGUGCGAUUGUUACCAAAUAGGUACAUUACCUUCUAUCGUGACACUGAAACAAGGCAAAGCCUGUGAAUUUGAGUUAUUUAUAAAGCCGUUAUGUUCGUGUCAAAUUAAAGAGAAUAUUUUGGUGAUUGCUCUUGACAUUGUGACAAAAACUGUUUUGAGUAACAAAUUACAAAUCGAAGUCGACACAGAACAAUCAACUAAAUUAAAUUAUAGAGAACUCGAAGAAACGAAGCAAAUAGGCGAAGGAUCUUUUGGUAUUGUGUACAAAGGAAAUUAUAGAGGAAAUGUUGUUGCUAUUAAAAAAAUGAAACAAAGUGAUAAUAAAGAAGAAACCAUUUCUGAAUUUAGAAAUGAAGUCGACAUGUUAGACAAAUUUUGGAAUGAGUAUAUCGUACACUUCUUUGGAGCCGUUUUAAUACCAAACAAGAUUUGUAUGGUCACCGAAUUUGCACAAUAUGGAAGUUUUCAGGACUUGAUUAAUAAGAAAAAAUCCAAUGAAGUUGAAAUGCAUUUACGAAUAAAAUUCAUCUUAGAUGCUUCAAAGGGAAUUGAAUAUUUACACGAAAAUGGCAUUUUACACAGAGAUAUCAAGCCAGACAAUAUUCUUGUUAUUUCACUUGAUAUAAACGAAAAAGUGAAUGCUAAAUUGACUGAUUUUGGAAGUGCUAGAAUAUCAACAUGUUGA